AUGCUCUUCAGUUUGGCAUCACCCCCGAUGAGUAAGCAGUGUCAGGCCGCGGCGGUGUCGGUGCCGGUGUCGUCGUCGUCGUCGUCGUCUCCGUUGUCUUCAUCGGACACCGCAGUUGCGCAACACCAUCGAAAUCUAUCAAUCGCGGCCGAAGAUGCCAUUUCAAAUCGCUCGACAUGGGAUCGGUCGCCGACGGUGGCGGCGACUGGCGCCGAAUGCCUUAAUGAGCGUCUGAAGUUUUUGCGGUCGGCCCCACACAAACAAGCUUCACCACCGCCGGUCAUCAUCGCGGUUCGUGACAGCGUCGGAUGCAAGGAGGGCGGUUCGGCGGCGAUUCGCGGAUGUUUACGUGUUGCGGCCACCGCCGGAGGCGUCCACGCAGAUCUUGGGCUGAUUCGUGGCAGGCAUUCUGACCCCGUUCCCAUUUCUUGUUCGCAUGUUGUUGUAUCGCUGUGGCGGGUUAAGUGGUAG
Messenger RNA from Caenorhabditis bovis, 471 nucleotides. The record is from the annotation of a GenBank genome assembly. NCBI's taxonomy places the organism in Eukaryota, Metazoa, Nematoda, Chromadorea, Rhabditida, Rhabditidae.